AUGGCCUCCCAAGCUACCUACUUUACUGCUCAUCCCCCGAAUCGCAUGGCCCGGACUGAAGAGCUCAAACAUCAUGGUUCAGAUCACGAUGUCCACUUGAAGGGCUCCGGAUCAUGGAGCCCCGAUUACAGCACCCGAACCACGUUAUCUUGUUUAAGACGUCCCACAGUCGCCACGAUCGUGGAUCCUGGAGGCCAGAUCUGGCAGCAGGGGUUCCGAGGCCGGGAUGAUGGCUCAAAAACCGCAAAUUACGAAUCACGUUUGUAG
Protopolystoma xenopodis is the source of this 267-nucleotide messenger RNA. NCBI's taxonomy places the organism in Eukaryota, Metazoa, Platyhelminthes, Monogenea, Polystomatidea, Polystomatidae. The record is from the annotation of a GenBank genome assembly.